Messenger RNA from Neogale vison (American mink), 3895 nucleotides. RefSeq names its product intracisternal A particle-promoted polypeptide (gene IPP). Lineage: Eukaryota; Metazoa; Chordata; Mammalia; Carnivora; Mustelidae. Gene Ontology annotation, molecular function: actin binding. Bases 224 to 1996 code for a protein of 590 amino acids. The record is from RefSeq and is a predicted model, not a curated record. The transcript has 9 exons.
GCUAGAGGCACUUGUCCACAGGCCCGGCCUCACCUCCAGCCCUCCGUGGGCCACAGUACCCAGUCUCCUCCGCCUCGUCCGCCCAACCGGGCUCCCCCCGCCCUCUCGGCGCCGGCGCUGGUAUCAACUGCGCGCGCAGGGCUUUAGCGGGCGCCGGCGGGAAGGGGAAGCGGCGGGAUAGGAUCAGAUUAUGGGCAACAGUCCUUUUAAUUAAUCUGUCAACAUGGCUAAUGAGGACUGUCCCAAGGCUGGUAAUAGUCCAUUUUCAUCUGAUAAACAUGCCCAACUCAUCUUGGCCCAGAUCAAUAAAAUGAGGAAUGGAGAGCAUUUCUGUGAUGUGCAGCUGCAAGUUGGGAAGGAGACUUUUAAAGUUCAUCGGCUGGUUUUGGCUGCCAGUAGUCCUUACUUUGCAGCUUUAUUCACCGGAGGAAUGAAAGAGUCCUCAAAAGAUGUUGUACAGAUUCUAGGAAUUGAAGCUGGAAUCUUUCAAAUACUUCUAGAUUUCAUUUAUACAGGUAUAGUGAACAUAGGUGUGAAUAAUGUCCAGGAGCUGAUUGUAGCAGCAGACAUGCUACAGUUGACUGAAGUUGUUAAUCUGUGCUGUGAAUUUCUAAAAGGACAAAUUGAUCCAUUGAACUGCAUUGGAAUCUUUCAGUUCUCUGAGCAAAUUGCAUGCCAUGAUCUUUUGGAAUUCACAGAAAACUACAUUCAUGUCCAUUUCUUGGAGGUUCACAGUGGGGAGGAGUUCCUAGCGCUUACAAAAGAUCAACUGAUCAAAAUUUUGCGAAGCGAAGAGCUCAGUAUUGAGGAUGAAUACCAGGUCUUCUUAGCUGCUAUGCAAUGGAUUCUGAAGGACCUGGGAAAAAGAAGAAAACAUGUGGUGGAAGUGCUAGAACCAAUUCGAUUCCCUUUAUUACCUCCUCAGAGGCUUUUAAAGUACAUAGAAGGAGUAUCUGAUUUUAAUCUUCGCAUUGCAUUGCAAACACUUUUGAAAGAGUACUGUGAGGUGUGCAAAUCUCCCAAAGAAAACAAGUUUUGUAGUUUUCUGCAGACAUCCAAGGUUCGGCCUCGGAAGAAAGCAAGAAAGUACCUGUAUGCAGUAGGUGAGAAUCUUUUAAAAGGCGGAUAUACUCGGUUGCAGGGGGGUCGUUGGAGUGAUAGCAGAGCCCUCAGCUGUGUAGAGCGUUUUGACACCUUUAGCCAGUACUGGACCACUGUGUCUUCACUUCAUCAGGCUCGAUGUGGGCUAGGAGUAGCAGUUCUGGGAGGGAUGGUUUACGCUAUUGGAGGUGAAAAGGAUUCAAUGAUUUUUGACUGUACUGAAUGCUAUGAUCCAGUUACUAAACAGUGGACAACUGUAGCAUCAAUGAAUCACCCCCGCUGUGGUUUGGGAGUGUGUGUGUGUUAUGGGGCUAUCUAUGCUUUGGGUGGAUGGGUUGGAGCAGAGAUAGGUAACACCAUUGAACGAUUUGAUCCUGAUGAAAAUAAGUGGGAAGUAGUUGGCAACAUGGCUAUGUCACGCUACUACUUCGGGUGUUGUGAAAUGCAAGGUUUAAUUUAUGUAAUUGGGGGCAUCAGCAAUGAAGGAAUAGAGCUUCGUUCUUUUGAAGUGUAUGAUCCACUUUCUAAGCGUUGGUCUCCACUUCCUCCGAUGGGAACCAGGAGAGCCUAUCUUGGUGUGGCUGCACUCAAUGACUGUAUCUAUUCUGUUGGAGGGUGGAAUGAAACACAGGAUGCUCUUCAUACUGUGGAAAAAUAUUCCUUUGAAGAGGAAAAGUGGGUUGAAGUUGCUUCAAUGAAAGUGCCUAGAGCAGGCAUGUGUGUUGUGGCAGUGAAUGGGCUUCUGUAUGUUUCUGGAGGUCGAUCUUCGAGCCAUGAUUUCUUGGCCCCAGGUACCUUGGACUCUGUCGAAGUUUAUAACCCUCAUUCAGAUACAUGGACAGAAAUCGGUAACAUGAUCACCAGUCGUUGUGAAGGAGGUGUUGCUGUACUAUGAAAUAUAAAGUAUAAGGGAGCACAAGAAACAUUUUAAAAAUAUAGGAUCUGAUCUUUUUGCAAAUCACACAUGUAUUUGGUGAUAGGACCCUCUGAUUCUAUUGAGUUUUCCAUGUAUAUCGUAGAUAAAUGACUAAAGAAUUAUUUUUCUAAGAAUUUGAGUAAGGAGAGACACGGAAUAUUAUCCUAAACUAAUAAAGAACUCACUCAAAUUUGCCAUGUUUACCAAUAGGAAUGCUGUUUAUGCUCUAGAAUUCUCUUAGGGGUAGAGUCCUGUUUGUCAAAAUGAUUUGCUAGAAGCUUCUUGGCAAAUAGCCCCAUUAGCUGCUUCUCCAGUAUAAGCCAUGACCCAUGUGUGGGUAACAUGACCCAUGUGUGAUGUAAGAAUAUCAGUGAGACAGUUUGAAGAUGUCUGUACAUUCAGUCUAUGGCACAAUUUUCCAUGACCACAGUUGAACCUACAGAGAAAAGCCAGUGACACAACUCCCUACUUUUAUUUGAUACCAAAUUUUUUAUUGGCAACAGAUACACUGGGAGGGACAUGUAGGAAAUAUCUAGCUAUCUCUAUAGAUGUUUAUAUAGAAAGACAAGUUUUUGCCUGUUGAUAACAGGAUUAAAAAAGCUUUUGCUCACUUAUGUUGUCUUAGUGCUGAAAAUGCAAGUGAGGAAUUACUAGGACGUUCUUCAUUAAAGUCCUUUAGUGCAAUUCGAUGAUAUAAUGAGUGACAGAGCCCAGUGAGAGAUAGGUACCUAUUCAAUUUCUUUCCUAUUUUCUAAAUAGUUAUCAAAAAUUAUCUGCUUGGUUUGGGGAAGAGGGAGUUUUAUUAGACUAUCAAGCUUUGUGAAGCUUACUUGUACUUGGGCAAUCCUAAGUAUGAACUUAGUACAAAACCUACUGCCUGGUUUGGAGAAGGUGAAAUUGUAGGUACCUAUGAAGCUUUUUACAGACAUUGACAAUAGUGUUAAGUUGAAAGUCCUCUGAUCCAAAACUGCUUUUCAAAACUUUCCAUUUUUUCCCCCCCUGAGAAAUAGUCUAAAGAAUUGUUCUCUAUUUCUGAGAGGAACAUUCUUUUGUGUACAUGAUCAUCACUUUUAGUUAUUUCUACCAGUUGCUUGGAGCCAUAUAUAUUAAAAAUCUUACAUACAUUUAGGUUAAUCUAGUGAUUCCAGGAUUUGAUUUGUAUAUUCCUGAUUUCCCCUCUCUUUUUUUUUAAGAUUUUUAAACAAUCUCUACACCCAUUGUAGGGCUUGAAGCCACAACCCUGAGACCAAGAGCCAGCGAGGCACCCCUGAUUUCCCCCCUUUUUUUUCUUAAAGUCGUUCAGUGUAUUAUUACAGGCAUCACAGCUUAUUUAGAUAGAAAAUCUUUGUUGGUAACCAUUAAAGACUCAGGUGGCACUCAUAUCCAAAAUAUUUGGAUUGGCCCACAAGAGUACUUUCUUUUAUAAUUUAACCAUAUGCAUUUAUUAAGAAAAGCUUAUGUAGUGUAGUGUGUACCUGUGUCCCUUUGUUUGGGGUAUCCUAAAAGUCUCAAGGGUCAUAGGUGCCUGGUGUGAUCUAUAAAAUGUCAAGGAAUGACAGAUGAUUUGUAGAUUAUUUAAACUCCAAUUCAUGUGCCUUUAAUAUUUCUCUACAGAGAAUUUGCUUUCUGGUUCAAAAGAGAUUUACAAAAUACUCCUAUAAUUUCUCAUUAUUGCCUGGUGCCAACCUGAAAUGGCACUGUGAAGUAAGGCAUUUUGUAGUGCUGUGGCAGAAACAUGUCAAGACAAUCUGUGUUUGGGCUUAAUGGGUCCAGACAAUCCCUGUAAAUAGAUAAUUGUAAAAAUACUUAUUAUAUUAUUUUCUAGGUGAUGAUUUUAAAAAUAAUGUACUAAUAAAGUAUGUUGAUUUUUGCUUUUUA